GUCCAUUCCUGUGCUCCAAGGCCCGGCCGUCGUCGUUCGUGGCCUUAGCACGCACGUAGACAGAUGCGUGUGCGUACAUGUACGCCACGACCUUCGGCCCUCGAGCACCAUUUUUGUGACUCCCCUUCACCUCCCGCUCCCGUCCCCCCCGCUUGAGAGUUCAGUACAAAUGUUCACCGGCGUGUGAAAGCAGAAUCGUACUUCUUCAAUGACGGUGUCGGAGUGCAGCAACGGAUCCUUCACGGAUGAUUUGGUACCUGUUGUAUCCCUUUCGAGGUACGACUGAACCGCCUGUCCUCUCUGUCGACCAUCCGUUACGCCGCGCUUUCUUUCGCUAUGGCUACGCCGUCGCACGGCAUUGGCUCACCUCCAUCCUUCUUUCCAUCACGGUAGCGGUUUUUCUCUGCUAUCCCGUCUUCUUCCUGUACGAGAACCCGACCUCGGGCUUCUCCAAGCUCCCGCUGCAUGUUUGGACUUCAGCAAGGCGUUACGAUGGAGCACCAAAUGUCGAACCGGACGUCGUUGUUCGACAAGUAUGGCUGCACGGAGACUACAUGGGCGCGCUUCACAAGAGAGUCUUGUUGGAGGCUCUACGGGUGCAGGAUAUCAUGGUGCGGCAGUCCUCUGGACCCUUGAAGAGUGGAGAAGCGAUGGAUGAAGAGUCGGAGGACGUAAGCAUCACACCUACGCAGGCCGACCGGCGUCGUGAUUUUUGCGCAGUGAACAACGCUGGACCCGAGCACUGGGGCCUUCAUUCUCCCCUCAUGUUCUGGAACUGCUCAGCAGUGGCCAUUCGGGAUGACGACGACGUGCUCAACACCAUCAAUGCGCAGGCGAAUAGGAAAAGUUAUCUCAACCUCACAUUGCGACCUACAUCCGUCCUCGCGGGCAAAUCCUUCGUCAAGGACAAAGUAGUCGCCGCGGACGCACUUGUUCUGACCUUUUUCGACCGCUCCGCGAGUGGCUCGUCGCGGGAAUGGGACCAGCGCAUCAAUCAACUGUACGCGGAUUCCAUCGAACGGGAUAAUUCGCUUUACCCUCGGGAUGGCCGUGUUCAUCAAAGCCGUUUAUAUGAGUUUCAGCAGAAGCCUCUCAGUAUCCAGGACAAUUUCUUCUUGCUGAGCGCCUAUUUUCUCAUGGCCUUGUACGUCAUAGUGAGCUUGGGCAAACUGCGGGCUGUGAAAAGCUGGGCUGGUCUACUCGUCGCCGUCAUGUUCGAGCUUGCCAUUUCCAUAACUGCAAGCUUUUCCGUCUGUGGAUUCCUCAAGAUCGAUCUGGCUCGAAUACCAGAUGCGGCGUAUCCAUUCGUCGUCCUUGUCAUGGGUCUUGAGAACAUGUUUCGGCUGAUCAACGCCGUCCUGUCACAAAAACCCGAACUUCCUGUUGCACAGCGUAUUGCCGCCGCGCUCAGUGAAGUCGGCCAUCUUUCUCUUGCAACAGCUGCGCAGAUGCUCUUUAUACUCUGGGUUUUGGCCAAGAUUGCGUCUGGUAUCGCUCCUUUCUGCGUGUUUGCGGCCAUUGCACUUGUCUUUGAUUUUGCCUUCCACCUUACGUUCUUCCUCGCUGUGCUUAGCGUCGAUGUACGUCGAAUGGAGCUUCAAGAUUCCAUAGAUCGUAUGAAGAACACGAAUCCCAGGCGGAAGUCCAGCACAGCGCGACAAGAACGACAAUACUGGUUCUACGCACUUUUGCAAGGCCGUUUGCCUUUCAGUAGUCGGAUUGCUGGAUCAGCAAUUUCAAUUUGCUUCAUAUUGGGGCUGAAUACGCACUUCUACGAGUCCAGCAGCAGUUUACAUUCCCUACUUACUUCCCUAAGGUCUAUGGUCGUCUCUGACUCAAGUCGUCACGAUCCUCAAUAUUUCGCUCCCCCCAUCAAUCAAGCAAGGACGCCCGCGAUGUGGCUCCGUAUUCAGGACUACCGCUACGCGCAAGAAGUUCUCAAGUAUGUGAAGCCCUCUGCGAACGCCAUUGUGGCACGUGUCUACGACCCCCUAGUUAUUGUGCUCAAGGGAUCGAAUCGACGAGGAGAGCCAGUACAAGAAGCUUCUUUCCUUGCAUUGCUAUGGAGUCUGUUUCGGAAACACCUAUACCCAUUUUUAUUAGUGGCCAUAUUCUCGGUUGCUUUUGUCACGCUUUUGAUGCAGUAUCUACUGUGGAAUGAGCUUCCAGAAGAAGAAGAAGAUGCAGUUGGUGAAGCAUCGAUUUCGUCCAGUCUAAAAGUUGAGACAUUACCAAAGUCACAUAGGCUUGACAUCAUACAGCUCAAUGCUUGCAACAAGGGCCACUUGAUUUCUGUAAGCCUGGAUAAGCUGAUUACAUUCUCACUCUUCGAUCCACGGACCCAGACGUAUUCUCUGAGCUCUGCUCUUGCAACGGCUAUGACCCCUCCCGUCUGGCCGAUCAUAGGCCUGGCUAUCGAUGAAAAUGGUCAGUUGGCUGCCAUUUGUGGUUCAAAAGGUAACGUGGUCUUCUGGAGCAUGGCCGAGCGACGACCCGUCCACACCACUCAGAUUGACCUCAAAGAUGAGCGUAUAUUGCUCCUCACCUUCUUGGCUUUACAACGCGAUGACGAAAGCCAUUUGUUCCUUAUCGUUGGCACUGCAAGUGGGUCCGUAAGUAUCAUAGAUCCACAAACCCCAGAUGCGCAAACAACCCUGGUCACCGUUAGUAGCGAGAGGAUCACGCUUGCAACGGCAUUCCGAUCGAGACUUGGCGCGAGCAUUGUUACAUUGACCAAGAGCGGCAAGAUUCGAAUGGCGACGCAACAAAGCAAAAACAAUUGGUCUUGCGUUGCCAUUGAAAAACUCGAUUCAAGACUUUCACCGGCUAGCCAGGAAGGUGUCAUCAAGUCUGUUGCAGUAGCUCCCGCAAUAAGUCUAAUGGCUGCUGUCCGCUUGCGAGUCGUUGACCUCAUCGAUGUCAAGUCAAAGACACUGAUCCACUCCUUCCCAGCCAUUCUCGUGCGCGGUCACUCUCUACGUGUUCUGCACACACCUCCUCGACGGUGUAAAACAUGUGACGGAAUUGCUGUCCACAGCCUCAGUCUUGCGUACACUGACUUUGAAUCUCAGUCUGUGGUUAUGCGCCGCUACGCUAUAUCCGAAGAACCUAGCGACUUAGUUUGUCUUCGUCCCAGAUUGGCGGGAAGGAGCUAUGCGUGCUGUGGGCUUUUGAAUGCAAAGGAGCAUAUCUCUGUUGUAGAGCAUCCCGGCAGCUGGGAAGCGACGGGUUCUCGGACACUGAUUGGCCUGAAACUCAAGUCGUCGGGGGCCGAUACGCCUCUGUCAACUAGUUCGACGACCUCCGGCUUCGAAGCUCCGCGCUUUAACAUCCAGGCAUUUGACACACUUAAAAAGCGUAGCGCAGCUGAUGGGCAAUCUAGAUUGGGUGGCUUUUUGAACCUUGAAAAGAGUGGUCAAGGCUUGCAGAGUGACAGAGAUGACUGGGAGGUAUGGAGCCUGUCACCAAACGGCGACUUUUAUGCCGAGCCUCUGCACUCUGCCUCAGAAACAGACCAUGCACAAUCAGUCGGCGAGGAUGAGCUUCUUGUGGCUGCGCCAGGUCCUAUCGUACGCUUGGGUCAAAGCAGCGUCGCUGUUGGAUUCGGAAACCGAGUCAAGUUCAUCACAAUGGGCACUGAGCGAUUUGAUAUCGACACGGGCGACUUUCACGACUUUACUAAACCGGUCAGUACGAGAAGGAAAAAGCCGUUGAACAAGCGCAGCGCGUGACUCGCCGUGAAGAAGUAUAGUUGAGGAUUUCACUGGAUCAGAGUUUCAAAGGCAAUGUAGGAUAUCAACGUUAUCAUGAACUUAUGGACGCUUAUGAAUUCUUACUGAGUUUGAACGAGAGAUUUCGGGGCUCCCAAUGGAAGCAAUUUGAGCCCGAGCAGUUCAUUGGCAAUGGGAAAUGCUGGAGCCCCCCCUUCCCCCCUCCCUUUGGCAGUAAUUUCCUGGCUUGACUCUUCUUUCGUGCGCGCGUUCAAAUGAGAAAAAGAAAGUGGACAUGCUACAUGCUCUGAAAGUUUCAUUUUGCCCUGGACAAUCCAUUUAGCCCUAAGUGAAGUUAGGAAACAAGAAUCCC
Molecule: messenger RNA, 4083 nt
Organism: Verruconis gallopava
Lineage: Eukaryota; Fungi; Ascomycota; Dothideomycetes; Venturiales; Sympoventuriaceae
Exons: 2
Coding region: 246-3731 (1161 amino acids)
Biological process (GO): SREBP signaling pathway
Cellular component (GO): endoplasmic reticulum membrane; Golgi membrane
Molecular function (GO): sterol binding; protein binding
Source: RefSeq, a predicted model, not a curated record